AUGGAAAUUGAGGCAUUUAUGAAGUUGGGUCAGAAAUGUGGCCUUGAAGGUAAAGAAUUAUUAGAUUAUGUAGAGUCCAAAGAAAAACAACUAAAGGAAGAAACACGUCAGCAACAAAAUGCUGAGCGUGAGGAACGGAUGAGGGAAAGACAAGAACGUGAAAAGGAAAGAGAACAUGAAAUAGAAUUAGCUCAAUUAAGAGAAAAACAGAAUGUUAUCAAGGGUCUUUCAGGGAAUGUGCCGAGCAUGCCAGUGUUCAGAGCAGACUCUGAUGAAUUAGAUGCUUAUAUUCUAAGGUUCGAGCGUCAUGCAAAUUUGCAGAAAUGGCCGACGGAAUAUUGGGCAUGCGCAUUAGGUAAUCUGCUGACAGGUCAGGCUUUGGAAGUCUAUACUCGGAUGCCCACUGAAGACGCAAGCAAUUAUAGAGCUUUGAAAUCUACGCUGCUGCAGCAUUUUGCUUUAACAAGCGAGGGAUUUCGCCAACGAUUUCGGGAUGCGAAACGUGGCAGUUCUGAGACGUUUAAGCAAUACGCUGCUAGAUUAAACAAUUACGCGAAGCGCUGGGUAGAGUUAAGCGGGAAAGAUGCAUCUUAUGAUUCAUUACUUGAACUAUUGGUUAUGGAUCAAGUUCUUGAAAGUUGUGAUCGCUCAACCGCAGUUUUCAUUAGGGAGCGUAGCCCUAAAAGCUUAUCGGAAUUGAUUGAUAUUGCAGAGAAAUAUAGUGCAGCCCAUGGAACUACACCACGUGGUUCCAGUAGGAACGCGCAGAGUGGUGAGAAGGCGCGUAAAAGUGUCAACGGAAAUGAACGACACGAAAAGAGUCAAAACACUAAAGGCCCUUGUUAUGCCUGUGGAAAGCAGGGACACUUAGCGAACAGGUGUCCAGAUCGCAAGCGAGAUAUCAAGGGUAAGCAACCAGACUCAUUUCAGUCAGGGGCGCGCAAGCAAAUUGUUGGUGCUUGUAUCGCUGGAUUCUGUCCGGGUUCUGACACUAAGGAAUGUGGUCAUCGUAGUAUGGGUUUUAGUGAUGAAUCGCAGGCUGUAACCCUACAAUGUGGGCAUAAACUUCCGGUUAUUAGUGCUGGAUGCACGGUAGGUACUGAUAUGCCAGUAUAUAAAGGCAUGCUGGAUGGUAAGCCAGCAAGUGUACUGCGGGAUUCUGGAAGUAGUAUUGUGAUUGUCCGUUCUGGGUUAGUAGAUGAGGAAAACUUCACUGGUGAAAAACAGUUAUGCCUUCUCAUAGAUAGAACGGUAAGAUAUGUGCCAAUUGCAACAGUGGAGGUAAGAAGUCCUGUAUUUACAGGUAAGGUAAAUGCCCUUUGCAUGACUAACCCACUCUACGAUGUUAUAAUUGGUAAUAUUCCAGGAGCAAAGAAACUACAGGAUCACACUGAGGAACUGACUUUGGAGGCGGGCGAGAAGUUAGAAGUCAACGAUAAUGGUCAACACUAUGUUCCACCCGAGGUUGCUAACGAGUCAUCCAUCAGCGCAGAGACGACGGAACCGGAUGUAACCAUUCAGGGAGCAGGAGUAAAGACUCGUGGAAUGAAGCAACGUGAGAAGGAGCCAUGGAGGCCAAUUGGAUCUGCAGGAGAGCCUGAGAUCGCAGCUACUAGAAAGGACAUAAUCACCUCCCAGCAGGAAGACAAGUCUCUUGAGAAACUUCGGAAAAUUGCUGCCGAAGGAGGUGAGGCUAAAACUGUUGGGAAAGGCAGUAAAGUGCGUUAUUUCUAUAAAAAUGGUCUCCUUUUCCGUGAAUAUCAGUCAUUCCCACAGGUCAACAGACAGGUGUACACCCAGUUGGUAGUUCCAAAGCCUUACAGAAGCCAGGUUAUGCGGCUUGCUCACGACUCCGCGCUGGCAGGACAUCUCAAGGCGAAGAAGACUACUGAACGGAUAAUGUCCCAUUUCUACUGGCCUGGAUUGCAGUCGGACGUCAGACGGUACUGUGCGGCUUGUGACCCUUGUCAACGCACUACUCCUAAAGGAAAGGUCGGUAAAGUACCUUUAGUUAUGCCACCCCUGAUUGAUACAUGUUUCAGGAGAAUAGCAGUAGAUUUUGUAGGUCCCCUUCAACCUAUAACAGAUCGAGGCAAUCGCUACAUCCUAACGAUCGUUGAUUUAGCUACGCGAUAUCCUGAAGCUGUGGCGCUGCCGAGUAUUGAGGCAGAGAGGGUAGCUGAGGCUUUAAUGGAAGUCUUUUCUAGGUUAGGAAUUCCAAACGAAAUUCUUUCUGAUAAUGGUACCCAAUUUGUGUCAGGAGUAAUGAGGGAAGUGUCACGCUUACUUGGGGUUAAGCAGUUUCACACAACUCCAUAUCACCCUAUGGCAAAUGGUGCCUGUGAAAGGUUCAACGGUACAUUGAAGCAAAUGCUUAGGAGAAUGUGCCAGGAAUGUCCUAGGGAUUGGGACAGGUAUUUACCAGCUCUCUUAUUUGCAUACCGCGAAGUUCCUCACGAGAGUUUAGGGUAUUCACCCUUCGAGUUAAUGUAUGGAAGGGCAGUUAGGGGUCCUCUAACGAUCUUGAAGGAAUUAUGGUCCGAAGAAAUAGCCGAAGAGGAUGUGAAAUCUACUUACCAAUAUGUUCUUGACUUACAGGACAGACUGGAGAUGACUUGUAAAGUGGCAAAGACUGAGCUUGAGAAGUCGUCGAGGAAAUACAAGAAGCAUUUCGAUGUGAAGGCUAGAGAGCGGAGAUUUGAGUGCGACGAUCGGGUGCUGUUACUUCUCCCUACUAGUUCGAACAAGCUCUUGAUGCAGUGGAAGGGUCCGUUUGACGUAGUAAGCAAGGCUGCUCGCCACAACUAUGUGCUGCAGAUCGGCAAGAAGAGGAAGACCUUCCACGCUAACCUCAUGAAGCUGUAUGUAGAGAGAUUGCAGGAAGAGCGAGUCGACGACCUCGAGGAGAAUAUCGAUAACGUCGAGGAUGUUCACCAUGAUGUCAAGGAGGAUGACGACAAUAUCGAUAAGAAUGACCACGACGUUGAGGAAGAUGUCCAUCACGUAGGAGAUGAUGUACCUCUGGAAAUAGGUAAUGCAAUUCAAGUCAUUGUUGAUGACGACGAUAACGAGUAUGGUGAUGGUGUAUUAGGGCUUUCCUUCCCGUCAAUGGAGCAGACUGAAGGAGUUGAUGAUGUGAGAUUUGGUGAAGGAAUUGAUGAACCACAGCGAGCGAAAAUGGAGAAGCUGAUUCGAGAGUUCGCAGAUAUUAUGACAGAUGUACCUGGUCAGACGGACAUCGUCAGUCACAGCGUGAACCUGAGCACUCAAUCCUAUAUACGUUCAAGACCUUACCAAGUCCCACAAGCGAUCCGAAACACAAUCAAGGAAGAGGUCGACAUGAUGUUGAAGAUGGGAAUCAUCGAGAAGUCUACCUCUCCAUUCGCGUCACCCGUCGUCAUUGUACAGAAGAAGGACGGUAAGAAUCGUUUUUGUGUAGACUAUCGGAAGAUAAACGCCGUAACCGUGGUGGACAAUGAGCCCAUACCAAACAUGGAGGAGAUACUUGCAGAUGUAGGAGGGGCAAAGUUCUUUUCAAAGAUUGAUCUGUGCAAAGGAUAUUGGCAAAUAUCUGUCCAGGCAAAGGACAGGGAGAAAACUUCCUUUGUAACUCCGGAUGGCCAGUAUCAAUUCAGAGUCCUCCCAUUUGGCAUGGUUAAUGCCCCAGCUCUCUUCACGAGGAUGAUGAGAAUUCUACUUCACGGGAUACCACACGUCGUCAACUACAUAGACGAUAUCCUGAUCUACAGUUCUACGUGGAAUGAACAUGUCGAUGAUGUCAAGAGAGUACUUGCAGCUCUUCGUGCCGCUAAUCUCACAGCAAGGCCAACCAAGUGCCACUUCGGUUGUACCACAAUCGAAUUCCUAGGACACAUGGUUGGUAAAGGUGAAGUUACACCCACUCAGGAAGGAGUCGACAAGAUGCUCAAGGCGACGAGGCCGACGACUAAGAAGGAGGUAAGAGCUUUGAUAGGCCUAGCGAGUUAUUAUAGAAAGUUCAUUCCAAACAUGGCGGUAAUAGCUGCACCCUUGACAGACCUAACAAAGGACAAGGCAUCAAACAAGCAAGAUGGAUGUUAUCGAUGUUAA
Lytechinus pictus (painted urchin) is the source of this 4089-nucleotide messenger RNA. RefSeq lists its product as uncharacterized. NCBI's taxonomy places the organism in Eukaryota, Metazoa, Echinodermata, Echinoidea, Temnopleuroida, Toxopneustidae. Gene Ontology annotation, biological process: DNA integration. The transcript is spliced from 2 exons. The coding region runs from base 1 to 4089 and encodes 1362 amino acids. Gene Ontology annotation, molecular function: nucleic acid binding; zinc ion binding. The record is from RefSeq and is a predicted model, not a curated record.